AUGCCACAGAGGUGUGUCGCAUUCAACUGCAACAAAAGUGCCAAAAAGGGAUCGGGAAUAUCCUUUUACAACUUUCCGAAAGAUCCUGAGCUGCGAAGUAAAUGGAUAUCUGCAACAAAAAGGAAAAACUUCAACCCUUCCAAGCAUGCCCGUAUAUGCAGUUUACAUUUUACCCAGGACCAAUUUCAAAUCCGACCAAACAGCAAUUUUGAAUUGUUAAAACCUGACGCUGUGCCAUCAGUAUUCGACUUCCCUCCUCAUCUAGCUUCAGCACCACCAAAGAAAAGAAGGAUUAUAAUUAAAAAACAGGACAUCUGUGUAUCUGAUGACAUCUGUGUAUCUGAUGAUAUCCAGACACCAACUGCUUUGUUGCCGAAACAUGACGAUUCCUCUCCUAGUACAUCAAUUAUCAUUCCAUCAUGUGAAAAACCAGAUGAAAUCCAGUGCAUUAGUAUUACGAACAAACAGCUCUACCCCUUGCUAUCAGUUGGUUACAAUACUGGUGCUUACCAGAUCGUCUCGGUAUUGAAAAAUUACGGGUCCUGA
Messenger RNA from Macrosteles quadrilineatus (aster leafhopper), 546 nucleotides. Its product is annotated as THAP domain-containing protein 2-like. The transcript is spliced from 4 exons. Bases 1 to 546 code for a protein of 181 amino acids. The record is from RefSeq and is a predicted model, not a curated record. NCBI's taxonomy places the organism in Eukaryota, Metazoa, Arthropoda, Insecta, Hemiptera, Cicadellidae.